Xenopus laevis (African clawed frog) is the source of this 4982-nucleotide messenger RNA. It is a transcript of the gene fam13b.L, whose product is annotated as family with sequence similarity 13 member B L homeolog. Lineage: Eukaryota; Metazoa; Chordata; Amphibia; Anura; Pipidae. The coding region runs from base 776 to 3283 and encodes 835 amino acids. Gene Ontology annotation, molecular function: GTPase activator activity. The transcript is spliced from 24 exons. Gene Ontology annotation, biological process: signal transduction. The record is from RefSeq and is a predicted model, not a curated record.
UUUUGCAGGAAGUGUCCGCCUUGCUGCUCCGCGCAUGCGCAUCUCCAAGGAAGGCAUCGGGAUUUGGCUGAGUGACGAGCUGUGGGUGUGAGGAUAGGAGAAUAGGUCAAUUCCUUGUCGUUAUAUAUAGCGUUGUGUUUAUAUUUAGCGCCUGUUUCCAACGCUUGCCGCUAUCACCCCCCUCUUGUUUGCGCCGGAAGCAUAACGUCCGCGAAGGGAUAUUGUUUUGAUUAAGGACAAGCGCCUGUGCCAUAUUUGCAGGUGCUACUGCGAGUCUGCGAGCAUCUUUGGAUCUUAGGCUUUCUAACCAAGACUGAAUCAUUUUGGUCCUUUAUGGUUACAUCUUGUUCAGAUUGUGGCCCUUUAGCAGUUAAUGCAUUUAAAUGUAUACACAAGAUUCUUACUGAAAGGGAUUGUUGGGGUCAAAGAGAACUGAAAGGAUUGUCAAAAAGAAAACCUCAACAAAAUCAAAGCUACAGACAUACUGCUGAAGAGCUAAUCGAGCUUUGGAUUUCUUCAAUGAGGAACUAUAGGCUGAUCUUCUGCCACAAUCUUAAGCAGCCAUAAAGUACCAAAAAGUUUGUGCUUAUUGAAGUUAACUGUCAGUGGUAGAUUUUUUCAACUAUUGCUUAAGGUCUUGAGUAGUGUAUAAAUACACAUCUCCGUGCACUUGCUCAGCUGUCUGAUGAUGCCGCACUAAGGAAACUUCUCCACACGUGGAAGAACUGUGCAUCGGUCUACACAAAAGGCAGCUGUAACUUCUGGCCUAAAAGAUAUGAGGAAAAGUUCUUAUCCUUCCUUGGAAAACUGCAAUAUUAUUGCUAACAAGAUAUUUGGAAUCUCACUUGCUGAGCUACAACGGGAAAGGCAGCCAGACCAUGAAGUCCCUUUUAUAGUUCGUCAUAUUGUGAACUAUAUUGAAGCACAUGGAGGCCUCGAGCAAGAAGGACUGUUCCAAGUAAAUGGAGAUGCAGAGACCGUAGAAUGGCUCAGGCAAAGAUACGACAAUGGAGAAGAGGUGGACCUGGUCAAAGAAGCAGAUGUGCCAUCUGCUAUUAGUUUGCUGAGAUAUUUUCUUCAAGAACUUCCACAACCCAUAAUUCUACAUAGCCUUCAUCAUCGCUUUAUGCAGCUCUCACAAGAUUUCGAUAAUGAAAAUGAGUUUUCCAGGAAAUUGCAGUACCUGUUGCAGGAGCUACCGCCCAUUAAUUACAGCUUGCUCAAGUUUCUCUGCAGAUUUCUAGCUAACGUAGCAUCAAAUCAUGAAGAAAUGUGGCCAACAACUGCUUUGGCUGCUGUUUUUGGUCCGGAUCUUUUUCAUAUUUACUCUGAUGAUGAUAUGAAGGAACAAGAUAUAGUGACCAAAAUAAUGACUGGGCUUCUGGAACGGUAUUGUGAUUUUUUUGAAACAGAAGAGGAAUUUUCUUCAAACAAUAUCAGUUCCAUUACUGAGCAGAAUAAUGAUUUACAAAAGGAAGAACAUGCAGAGGUCACAUCUGGAGAAUGCUUUGAAGUAAUGGAAGAACCUAAUGUAACCAAGGUGGAUAUUUCUGAGGACCUUUUGGAAUUAAAUGAUGAUAUUGCUUCCACAAGGCAAGAUAUCACGGACAAUGCUAAUGUUGAAAGUGAUGAUACUGAAUACUCCGAGCCUCUGAUAAGCGCCUUUUCUGAAUAUGAAGAUGCUGAAAAUAUAAGUGUUUUUUCUUAUCUGGGACAGGAACAAACACAGGUGUCUGAUAUUUUACUGGAAAUAACUGAUGAGCAAACAAAUUCUGAUGCUGUUAUGGAUAAAGAUAUUUUUAUUGAAAGUGACAGCCCGGAGAAACCAAUUGAUGACUGCUAUAGACCUGAUUCUCCAACUAUGGAUUCCAGUAAUUGUGAUUACAAUGCAAACCUUGAUUUUGAGAUGUCGCAAGCAAGUGUCUCUGCCAGAUGUCAAUCUAUGAGCAUUCAUCAUCUAGAGCUAAGAAACAUUUCCAGCAAUGAUCUGGAAGAACCAUUUCCUGACUUCAAAUCUUGGCAGCAGGACCUGGAGUAUGGAGAAGCUUUGCUGUCACCUCAGGCUGGAAGAAUGAAUUAUUAUGUAGAAGAAGACCCCAAUCCGGUUCGAUCGCACCGUUCAUUGGAUUUCGGACAGAGUCAACGCUUUUUGCAUAAUCCAGAGUCAGAUUGCUCAUCUAUGACAGUUUAUAUUAGGGCAAGAAAAGCUUCAUGCAAUUCCAAAGAUGACAAACGAGAAGACAAAGCGCCAUAUCAGCUAGUUAAGAAAUUGCAAAAGAAAAUCCGUCAGUAUGAAGAACAGUUUGAAAUGGAGAAAAAUAUUAAGCCAACAUAUAAUGACAUUGCUGCCAACCCAAAGGUUCUUAAGUGGAUGACAGACCUCACCAAACUGAAAAGGCAAAUAAAAGAUGCAAAGCACAAAAACCUGGAUGACGUGUUUUUACCUCAAACGCGCCCACGAAGCAACACACUUCCAAAAAGCUUUGGGUCAUCUCUUGAACAUGAGGAGGAGGAUGAAACUAAAUCAGAGAAGAAGCCCAGUCAAGAAGCAACCUUUGAACUUAUUCUUAAAAGAUUACAAGAAAACAGAACUGAAAAAGGCCUUCCUGAGAAAAUUAAUAUGAAAAUGUCAAAAGACAACCUUGCAGAAGAAAAGAUGUCUCUCCAGAAGAGCCUGCUUUAUUAUGAAAGUUUACAUGGGCGCCCGGUAACAAGAGAAGAAAGACAAAUUGUGAAACCUCUGUAUGAUCGCUACCGUCUUGUGAAGCAGAUGCUGGCACGCGCAACCAUCGCUCCCAUUCUUGGCUCACCCUCUUUAAAACGACGUGCUCAAAUCUUGCCACCAAUCAUUGAAGGCGAAACAUCUAAUUUUUUUGAUGACAUAAAGCAAGAAGAAGAGGAUGAAAAUAGCGGCCUGAUUUCAGACAGCGGGGACAACACAUGUAUAACGGAGCAGUCUUUGCAGAGGCAGGAUGAAACUCCCUUAAUGAAACCUCAAGUGAAAGUGUCAAGAGAUAGGUUAUCAAGUUCUAGGACUACGUCUGUGACAGAAUUGCUUGAGCAGCUCUGGAAAACAAAGGCAGAAAAAAAGAAACUGCGUCAGUCUUUACGGGAGUUUGAAGAGGAAUUUCAUCGACAGAAUGGAAGUAAUAUUUGUAGGAAUGUGCAGAAAGAUGAUCGAGCGCCAAUGUUGGAAGUAUACAGAGAGUACAAGAAGGUUAAAGCCAAACUGAGACUUUUGGAAGUUCUGAUCAGCAAGCAAGAUUAUGCGAAAUCUUAUUAACACCUGCUGUGUCGGAGAGAGAAGUAUGUUCCAUGAAGCUAUGUUAUUGGAACUUUUAUUUCCCUGCCUCGCGGGGUUAAACUGAAGUGUAUGCACUUUUUAUAUUCCCACUCGCAGAAGAUCAUUAACAGGAAUGAACACUUUAUAUGCAUUCGAUGAUACGCAAACCUCUCAUUCAUACUCCUUUUUUUUUUUCUAACUUCUUUCUUACAGUUUGUGGUCAGAAUGCAUUGAUUCCAAUGUUUACAUUUGUUCCCAGUUUUGGAGAAAGCAUUGGUGGAAGGAUUCUGUUUCAUAGAGAAAACACCGAUGUUCGGAAAACCCUUAAAUAGACCUCUGUGUAGUGUGAUAGAAUCGACAUUAGAGUGUUGUUUUAUUAGUAUGCAUACGUAGACCAAUCAUAAUCGCUUUGAUUGCUAAUGUUAUUUAUUUAAGGCAGAAAUUCCACGCUACCUGCCUGUGCUGUGUGAAAGUCGGCCAGAUCUCGAUCGGAUGGGACGUCUGGGGCAUCUGUUCGUUGAUGCGGUCCCACGAUCCGACCGCCCGUUCCCAUUCGUUAGGAUCCGAUCGUUGGGCCCUAGGGCCCACAAUUGGAUCAGCCCGAUAUUGGCCACCUCAAGGUGGGCAUAUCGGAGAGAGAUGUGUCGCCAAACGAGCGGAUCUCUCCGUGUAUGGCCACCUUAAAUCUGCCAUAAUUCUCCUUUACUUGGUUCAUUCCAGGAAGAAAUGGUGGAAAAUGUUCAUCAGUCUGUCAAAGACACAAGAGCAGGUGACAAUAUCUAAAUUUGAAGUUUGAAACGGACUUCUGCCAUAUUGGAUCUGGUUAAUGCUUCUGUUCUACUCUUGCUCAUCACAUUAGCACACGAUUCUAUCUCUAGAGCUCAUAAUUUGUUCUACAGUUGUACUGACUUUAAAACGUUUUGUUUUGAGAAAACAUUUUUAUAUCACCGCUAAGUUAAACUGUCUUGGUAUUGAACAUAUUUUCAAGUUUAUUUCUGGCACAAUUUGGUAUUUUUGUGUUGUAUUUGUAUUUUUUUUUUUCCUGUAUGCAAUAUUUGCAUUUGAUAGCACUUAAUGUAGCCGCUCACUGGCGAGGACGUGUUUAUUGCAGGCGAAUAGAAAAUUUCCUUCCUCUUCUCACAACUGGAUAUUUAUAUAUAUCCUAUAGUUACUGGAGAACACGACGUUCCAAACAAAUCCUCUCUUGUGACAUCACAGGGAAAAACGUUGAGUUGUGCGAAAAUAUCCCAAAUGUAUGAUUGUUCUCCUACUGUUUAUCGCAAAAAGAUUUGAAAAACCGAUUCAAUUGCAUAGUUGCAGUGUAAAAUAUUUCUGACCGUGUAGAAAAUCAUUUUUUUUUUUUGGAAACCAUUUCUGAAAGCUUUUUAUAAUCGUUGGGGCAAAAAGAUCAAACAUGAGAAAGUCUAUUUUACAAGGAAAAACAAUUCAGUUUUCCAUCUGUGAUGAGCAGAAUCUUUCCUUUUAUCGGCUUCAAUGCAUUUUAAGAAUUUUUGCCAUAUUUUUUUUUCAGUGAGACUGGACGGAUUCGCUCUUCACUAAUUUUGAUAAAUCUGCACCUGAAAUGCUGUUCCCACCCAUAUUUAUAUUUCCAAACACGCUCACUUUAUAUAUUUGCAUUGGGGUUUUUGUUUUUUUUCCAAUAUUUUAUGAAAAAUAAAAUCAAUAGAAAUGUGCUGUA